Molecule: messenger RNA, 861 nt
Organism: Cucurbita pepo subsp. pepo (vegetable marrow)
Lineage: Eukaryota; Viridiplantae; Streptophyta; Magnoliopsida; Cucurbitales; Cucurbitaceae
Source: RefSeq, a predicted model, not a curated record
AUGGCCUCAUCUCAGAAUCAAUCCUCCCGGCAAGGUUCAAAUGCUUCCCGAAAGGUGUUGAUCACUGGGGUGAGCAAGGGAUUAGGAAGAGCUUUAGCCUUGGAGCUGGCUACCCACGGCCACACCAUAAUCGGUUGCUCACGCGAUCAAACCAAACUUGAUUCCCUUCAAGAACAGCUUUCUAAGUCCUCUUCAAUUCAGCAUUUCCUCUUCGCACUCGAUGUGAGAUCAAACAAGAAGGUUGAAGAAUUGGCGCAAAUUAUUGGGAAACAAAAACUUGUUCCUGAUAUCAUCGUGAAUAAUGCGGGUUUGGCUCAUGAACAAGUGAAGAUAUGGGAACUUGAUGCACAAGAUUUUGAUAACGUUAUUGAUACCAACAUCAAAGGAAUUGCAAAUGUUUUGCGCCAUUUUCUUCCACUUAUGAUGGCCACCAAACAAGGAAUUGUUGUGAAUAUUUCAUCAAGUGCGGGAAGAGAUACCCACGAAAAUUUUUCAGCAUAUUGUUCAUCAAAAUGGGCAAUUGAAGGAUUGAGCAAAUGUGUUGCGAAAGGAGUAGCAGAGGGGAUGGCAGUUGUGGCCUUGGAUCCUGGAUUCAUAUGCACAGACAUGCUCCAUUUACUCUUAGGUGAUGCAGCAACGCGAUGCCAAUCACCUCAAAAAUGGGCUGUGAAAGCAGCAACUAUGAUUCUUGAUUUCACUUCAAAAGAUAAUGGGGCAUCUCUCACGAUUGAGGAUGAAAUAUCUGCGGGAACGUUAUUAAAAACUAGUGACAUCUAAGAGGAUUUGUAACGACUUUACUAUUUUUAAGAAAUAAGAUUGUCAAUAAACGCAUGUAAUAUUACUAAGUUGCAUGAAUUUAAA